CUCACAGCACAUCCCUGGGGGACCCUCAACGCCUCACACUGUGCUCAACUGCCCCUUCCCUUUCUCUAGGGGGAAGAUGAGGCGGUUCCUGAGGUCGGGCCACGACCCUGCCAGGGAGAUACUCAAGAGGGACCUUUUCCAGUUCAACAAGACUGUGGAGCAUGGAUUCCCACAUCAGCCCAGCGCUCUCGGUUAUAGCCCAGCCCUGCGCCUGCUGGCCAUUGGCACCCGCUCGGGGGCUGUUAAGCUCUAUGGCGCCCCAGGAGUGGAGUUCAUGGGGCUGCAUCGAGAAAACAAUGCGGUGGUGCAGAUCCAUUUCCUGCCCAGCCGGUGCCAGCUGGUGACGCUGCUGGAUGACAACAGCCUGCACCUGUGGAGCCUGAAGCUCAGGCAAGGGGUGUCGGAGCUUCAGGAAGAUGAAUGCUUCAUGCUAAAGGGGACCCCCGGGGCCGCCCCCAGUGCCACGCAGAUCACCGUGGUCCUGCCGCACUCAUCGCAAGAGUUGCUGUACCUGGGCACCGAGGGUGGCACCGUGUUUGUGGUGCAGCUGCUGGACUUCCGAACGCUGCAGGAGCAGAGCGUGGGACCAGAGGCCGUGCUGCAGUGGCUGCCCGAGGAGGCUCGUCAGCGGCGGGUGUUUGAGACGGUAGAGGCGCUGCAGGAGCACCCCCGGGACCCCAACCAGAUCCUCAUCGGCUACAACCGGGGCCUCAUCGUCCUCUGGGACUUGCAGGCCCGCCGUGUGCUCUCGCAUUACCUCAGCAGCCAGCAACUGGAGAAUGUAAGCUGGCAGCGGGAUGGCCGCCUGAUUGUCAGCUGCCACUCGGAUGGCAGCUACUGCCAGUGGCUUGUGUCCACAGACGCCCAGUCCCUGGAGCCCGUGCAGAGCUGCAUGCCCUACGGUCCCUUUCCGUGCAAGGCUAUAACAAAGAUCUUCUGGCUGACCUCGAAGCAGGGGUCCCCCUUCACCAUCUUCCAGGGUGGCAUGCCUCGGGCUAGCUAUGGGGACCGCCACUGCAUCUCGGUGGCCCACCAAGGCCAGCAGACGGCCUUCGACUUCACCUCCCGAGUCAUUGACUUUGUGGUCCUGGGCGAGGCUGACUCUGCAGCAGCCUUUGAUGACCCCUCUGCCCUGGUGGUACUGGCAGAGGAGGAACUGGUGGUGAUCGACUUGCAGACGGCUGGUUGGCCUUCGGUGCAGCCGCCCUACCUGGCCUCCCUGCACUGCUCGGCCAUUACUUGUUCCCACCAUGUGUCCAACAUCCCACUGAAGCUGUGGGAACGGAUCAUCGCAGCAGGAGCCCGGCAGAACACACACUUCUCAGGCAUGGCCUGGCCCAUUGAUGGAGGCACCAGCCUGGCCCCAACGCCGCCCCAGAGGGAUCUGCUGCUCACUGGGCACGAGGACGGCACGGUGCGCUUCUGGGACGCCUCCGGGGUCUGCCUGCGACUGCUGUACAAGCUGAGCACCGUGCGGGUGUUCCUCACGGACAGCGAGCCCAGUGACAGCACUCCAGCACCUGGCGAGGAUGAGUGGCCCCCACUACGCAAGGUGGGCUCCUUCGAUCCCUACAGUGAUGACCCCCGCCUGGGCAUCCAGAAGAUCUUCCUCUGCAAAUACAGCGGCUACCUAGCUGUGGCUGGUACAGCGGGGCAGGUGUUGGUGCUGGAACUCAACGACGAGGCGGCGGAGCAGGCAGUGGAGCAGGUGGAGGCCGACCUGCUGAGGGACCAGGAGGGCUACCGCUGGAAGGGCCACGAGCGACUGUGUGCACGCCCUGGGCCCGUGCACUUCGAGCCGGGCUUCCAGCCCUUCGUGCUGCUGCAGUGCCAGCCGCCGGCCGUGGUCACCUCGCUGGCCCUGCACUCUGAGUGGCGGCUCCUGGCCUUUGGCACCAGCCACGGCUUCGGCCUCUUUGACCACCAGCAGCGGCGGCAGGUGUUUGUCAAGUGCACACUGCACCCCAGUGACCAGUUGGCCAUGGAGGGUCCUCUGUCCCGUGUGAAGUCGCUGAAGAAGUCCCUGCGCCAGUCUUUUCGCCGAAUGCGCCGCAGCCGUGUGUCCGGUCGGAAAAGGCGCCCAGCGGGGCCCCUGGGAGAGGUACCCGAGGGGGGCAACCGUGCCGAGCGCACAGGCCUGCAGAACAUGGAGUUGGCGCCGGUGCAGCGCAAGAUCGAGGCCCGCUCUGCCGAGGAUUCCUUCACUGGCUUCGUCCGCACCCUCUACUUCGCCGACACCUACCUGAGGGACAGCUCCCGCCAUUGCCCUUCACUAUGGGCUGGCACCAAUGGGGGCACCAUCUACGCCUUCUCCCUGCGUGUGCCCCCCGCAGAUCGCAGGAUGGACGAUCCCGUGCGGGCAGAGCAGGCUAAGGAAAUUCAGUUAAUGCACCGCGCGCCUGUGGUGGGCAUCGUGGUGCUGGACGGACGCAGCGUGCCCCUGCCUGAGCCCCUGGAAGUGGCCCAUGACCUGUCGAAGAGCCCCGACAUGCAAGGCACCCAUCAGCUACUCGUGGUGUCUGAGGAGCAGUUCAAGGUCUUCACGCUGCCCAAGGUGAGCGCCAAGCUGAAGCUGAAGCUCACGGCCCUGGAGGGCUCCCGGGUGCGGCGCGUGGGCGUGGCCCACUUUGGCAGCUGCCGGACUGAGGAUUAUGGGGAGCACCACCUGGCCGUGCUCACCAACCUGGGCGACGUGCAGGUGGUCUCCCUGCCGCUUCUCCGGCCGCAGGUGCGCUACAGCUGCAUCCGCCGUGAGGAUGUCAGCGGUAUCGCCUCCUGUGUCUUCACCAAAUACGGCCAAGGCUUCUACCUCAUCUCACCCUCGGAGUUUGAGCGCUUUUCCCUCUCCACCAAGUGGCUGGUUGAGCCCCGGUGCGUGGUGGAGCCUGCUAAGCCCAAGAAUCCCCGGCGAACCAGGAACUCGGAGAGCCAGAGGGAAGGGGACAGAGACCCAGACAGUGAUGAGCUGCGGCCAGGCCCCACAAUGGAGCGCGCCCUGCUCAGCGAUGAGAGGGUCCUGAAGGAGAUUCAGAGCACACUGGAGGGAGACCGGGGGAGCCACGGAGACUGGUGUUCUCAGAGAAUUGCCGUAAGCUGAGUGAGCAGACUCUCAGCCGGAAAAUACACUCACACUACUGACAACGAUGACCCUGUGGCACUGUCCCCACAGUGCCCCCCCACGGCCUGGGGCCCCCUGGACGCGCCGUGUGCCGGGGCCUUGCCAGGGGUUUGGGGUCCUCCUGGUUUGUACCCUGCUGCUACAACACCCGGCCUCGGAGAGAGCGAGGAGGGACCCCAGGCCUCGUCCAUCCUCUUCUCAAUGUUGCACACUUUGGAACCCCAUCCCCCUUUUUGUAGUGGAUUGGAUUUUAAAUUAUAAACUGUAAUUGCCUUUGGAUGUAAGCAUUUUUAAAUAAAUACCUUAUUACCUCUC
This is a messenger RNA of Suncus etruscus (white-toothed pygmy shrew), 3433 nucleotides long. RefSeq names its product LLGL scribble cell polarity complex component 2 (gene LLGL2). Gene Ontology annotation, cellular component: cytoplasm; cortical actin cytoskeleton; plasma membrane. The record is from RefSeq and is a predicted model, not a curated record. The transcript has 25 exons. Gene Ontology annotation, molecular function: GTPase activator activity; myosin II binding. Gene Ontology annotation, biological process: cortical actin cytoskeleton organization; establishment of spindle orientation; regulation of protein secretion. The coding region runs from base 77 to 3097 and encodes 1006 amino acids. Lineage: Eukaryota; Metazoa; Chordata; Mammalia; Eulipotyphla; Soricidae.